Messenger RNA from Durusdinium trenchii, 267 nucleotides. The record is from the annotation of a GenBank genome assembly. Lineage: Eukaryota; Dinophyceae; Suessiales; Symbiodiniaceae.
GUCUUUCAGCCCUGCACCGAGCGGCUUGGGACGGCGAUGCGGCGGAGGUGCAACGCCUCAUCGAAGCUGGAGCAGAUGUCGAACUCCAGGACAAGACCUCCGAUCGCCAGGGGGCCUUGGAGACUCCAAAGGGCCAAAGACCUCUCCACUAUGCGGCCGACAAGGGCCACGUGGAGGUCCUCGAGCGGCUCUUGGCCGCGAAAGCCACGGUGGACGCAGAGGAUGAGGACGGCCGGGGAGCCCCGGAGCUCGGGACGCGGACCGAAG